Molecule: messenger RNA, 855 nt
Organism: Stylonychia lemnae
Lineage: Eukaryota; Ciliophora; Spirotrichea; Sporadotrichida; Oxytrichidae
Source: the annotation of a GenBank genome assembly
AUGUUUUCUACAGUGCUGGCCCUCGUUAAACCAUAUUUGAGUAUCUUUGUGAUAAAUAUGACCUUAAUACUCUUCAAAUUCUCAACAAAAAGUUUAAUGAAAGUUAUCUUCCAUAAUUAUUACAAAGUGCUCAAGCAAGAGACAGAAAGCUUAGUUAUAGUAUAAUAGGAUUAUUUUCAAAAGCAAAGACUAGCAAUGAUUGACAUAAAAAACGAAAAAUUCAUAGAAUUUGAGCGUUUCAAAGAACUAAAUCAUAACGCUUGUAAUUUAUUAGUAUAUCGUGGUUGGGCUUUCAUUCAGCAAAACAAUAAAAAUAGAGAAAUUUCAAUGUUCAAUUUAUUGACUUAAGAUUUAAAGAUGUUAGCUGGGUUGAACUAUUUCUAAUAAAGCGUCUCUAGAUUAAUGAUAAAUGGCUAGGGUAAACUACAAAUUGUUGUUUAAGCCUUUGAAAGGCUUAGAAGAGGUGAUGAACAUUCUACAAACAUAUUUACAUCAAUUAAGAGAAUUAGUGAUAUCACUCCAGUAGAGGGUUUAUAUUCUUAUGAGGAUCAUUUUAAUUUAGAGCGAGAUACUAAUGAUUAUGUUGGUUGCUAAGGAUAUCAUACUUUUUGUAUAGACUAGCAAAAUGGAAUCUAUCUGUACCUAGCUACUAAAUCUAAUGAAAUUUGCCUUUAAGGUCAAAUUUUGAGAACUAAUAAGUUAAACUAAAAUGAACAAAAAUGGACUUCUACAACUAUAACCUAAAUUGAGACACUUGAUGCUAUUAAAAAAUAUAUCUUGAUUUUAUUUGAAGGUUAGGCUUUUGAAUAGAAUUAGAUUUUAAUCAGUGGAAAAGGUUUGUUUCAAUUUCAAUGA